CCCUCUUCCUCUCCCUCAUCACGACCAUCCAACGGGUGCUUACGACCACUCCACUUUACGAUUUCGUCAGGAACUCGUCUCCCAUUCUCUCAUUUAGCCCUCGUCCAAUCAGAAAAUCCUUCAAAACAAAUCACUUCUCGAUCUCUACCAUGGCAGGAACGCAGGUCUUGCCAUCGUGGUUGACCCUCUCCACAACUGUCUUUACGGAUGCUGCCGGAAACCCAACCUACACGAGCUCCACAACGUUUGAGCUUCCGCUCACGUACUAUGGUCCUAGUUUACCAUUGGGAACCGACGGCAUAUGGACAUGGGGAGGCCUCACCUCGCCCGCACCUACAUCCACGAUUACGUCUUCAUCUCCCUCACUGACAUCUACCACCACUCCUGCUCCCUUAUCUACGUCGUCCACUUCACCAUCUACUACAUCACCAUCGUCGACCAGCACCUCUUCCUCAAGCGCCUAUCCAUACAAUGCCCACUCUAUCCUAUCCAAGGGCGCCAUAGUCGGCAUCAUUGUUGGAGGCAUAUUUUUCGCCCUCAUCCUCCUCACUCUCCUCAUAUGCUAUGCACGCUGGCGGAAUCGGCGCCAACACGGCCGGCAGCGCGGGCUCAACACGCCUAUCUGGACAGGGUGGGAGUAUGUUCACCCGCGCGACCCCGAGCAGGGCAUUUAUGAUCCGCGCCCCAAUGCGCCGAGCCCGCACCAGGGCAGUCCGCGCUCGAGUGGCGAGGAAAUCGACCCGUUCCUAACGCGCCCCGUCAACCCGAACGGCGCCCACGCGGACGAGAAGUCGAACCACGGUGGCAGCGUAGGCAACGCCAACAGCAACAGCAACAGCGGCACGAACAACUCCAAGGAUUCCAACCAGACGGCCACGAGUGCUGCCACUGAUUACGGCGUGGUCCUCAACCCGGGUCGCAUCCACGGCGGCGACAUGCCUCCCGUUGACGAGCGCGGCGUUCCCGCACGCCCAAGCAGCGAGUUCGACAGGCAUAUCAUAUCACCCAGCGACCUCCUAAAACUCAGUGAAGAGGACGAUCUUGCCAGUCGCCCGCCGAGGAUGUACGGUGUGCCCAACGUUCAGCUGCCGGAGCAUCUCACUCCCCUCCUUCCGCCGCCUCCGAUCGAUCCGGACCGCGUUUCGUCGAGAAAAUCUUCCAAUCGGUCCAUGCCCGCUGUCGCACCCCUCAGGAUCAAGGAGAAGUCGGGCUCGCGGGACUGGGAUGAGAAGAAGUCAGCGCAUACCGUCUCAUUCCCGAAUAGUGACCUGGAGGAGUCGAAGGUCUCUACCGCUCGUCGUGUGCGCGUACAGGAGCUCGGUUCGCACUCGGCUGUUGACGAGCAGGGUGUCGGUAGUAGUGCAGGUCCGAGCGCUUGGCGCCUGAGCAUCUCGUCGAUCUCGUCACUCGGUGCGAGGGGCAUGCGAUGGCUCACAGGGUCCAACAGCUCCCGUUCCCCGUCUCGUCAAGAUCGCUCGGCGGGCAGUAGGCGUGGGCUUGCUGAAGGAGAGCGACCGAUGUCGACGAUUAGCACCAAGUCCGGCACCACUGUCUAUCACGAUGCGCAUUCCCGCCUCGGUACACCUGUUGCUUCUCGUGCGGGGACACCUUCUGGCCCGCUUCGCCAUCAAGAUAGCGGCCGCUUGGAAGUCCCACACCUGCCUCUGAAUGCUCCGCCGCCGCCAUACAACCGUGAUGCUGUCGACGACGGCGACCUUGGACUGCUUCCCUCAGGUGGUGGCGGCCGUGACGACCUCCUCGAUAUGCCGCCACCUACGCAAGCCUCUCAGUUUGCUGCGUCCCGCAGUGGGCUCUUGCCACCUGGUCUUCCGGAUAUGCCUAAUCCUAUGGUAUGGCGCAAUUCAGCCGCCUGGACUUCGGACUCGGGGCAUCAGCCUUCAAGUGCCGGCGAUGCUGGUAUCACAAUAGAUAUCUUGGACGCUGAACCGCCGGCUGCGAGGGAGGGAUGGAGGUCGCUGGCGAUUGCGGCGGGAGGUGUGCCCAACGAACGGCGGACCACCUUUGGAGCGGUCGUCAAUCCCCCUGACUACCAAACCUCCGAGCAAGGAUCUUUGCACUCCAUGCGUUCGCACUCGCACCUCAACCCCACUUACUCGCCACCCUCGUCAGGCUCCGCCCCGUCAUCAUGGCGCCGCAAGCAGUCUAGCACCAACUCGUCCCAGCCCUCCGCCCGAUCCCAUAUCCGUUCUCCCAGCAGCAAGGGCUCCGAGCUUUCGCAUGCACACCACUCCCAGCCCUCCUGGUCUCAAUCCGGCUCCGGCUCGUCCUACGCCCGCCGCCAAAUGAACAGCUCAGGCUCAAACAGCUUCAACCCCCGCGCCAUCUCACCCUCCGUGUCCGCCCUGGGCCCGGGCGGGUCCACGCUGGGCCUGCACCACUUUGGCGGCAGCGGAGAAGGCCUCGAGGAGUACGACCCGCGCGUGUCGACGCUAGGCCCGAUGCCGUCGUUUGGGCUGCCGACGAUACGCUCGGUGAGCAUGAACACGACGCCGUCGACGAACUCGGACGAUACGGAGGUCACGGGCGCGGGCACGGUGAACCAGGACGAGUCGGCGUCUGAGACGGAGGCGCUGCAUUUCCCGGAUGUGCCGCGGUUUGAAGGGCUCACUGUGCGGAUCCCGUAGAUGGCUGCGCUGAGCGCGGUCUCUUCGUAGAGCGACGGGUGUGAUUAGAAGGAGGAAGAUAUAUGGACAUUGCCCUCGACGGUACUAAAGGUGAUAUGAUGGACUAGACUGGCUGACGACUUCACCGUAUUUUUAUCACGUUCUUGUUCACGAUCGCCACGUUCUUGCGCUUGAUGACUUUCUUCGUCUCCCUUCCACGAUACCUUACGACCCUUUUGAUUCUUGCGAUACCUCGAUUCCCACUCUUGUUACGUUGCUGCUUAUAUUUUGGUCUGCCUGCUUCCCAUUUCACUUCUCUACUCAUUCUUGUGCUUUGACUCUCUGCAUGAUCACGACCGCGUCAUGACUCUUGGCUCUGUAUCUAAAAUGCUGCAUCAAUAUAUGUUCUUGAC
Molecule: messenger RNA, 3037 nt
Organism: Coniophora puteana RWD-64-598 SS2
Lineage: Eukaryota; Fungi; Basidiomycota; Agaricomycetes; Boletales; Coniophoraceae
Exons: 4
Coding region: 150-2645 (831 amino acids)
Source: RefSeq, a predicted model, not a curated record